Messenger RNA from Penicillium taxi, 4017 nucleotides. RefSeq lists its product as uncharacterized. Gene Ontology annotation, biological process: protein phosphorylation; stress-activated MAPK cascade. Lineage: Eukaryota; Fungi; Ascomycota; Eurotiomycetes; Eurotiales; Aspergillaceae. The record is from RefSeq and is a predicted model, not a curated record. The transcript has 3 exons. Bases 1 to 4017 code for a protein of 1338 amino acids. Gene Ontology annotation, cellular component: cytoplasm. Gene Ontology annotation, molecular function: MAP kinase kinase kinase activity; ATP binding.
AUGGAGCUCCCUGACAUUGUAAGCAAUGAUUCGGAUGGCUCGGGGUCCUCAGAUGAGUUCCCUCCCCAGUACCCUUUGAGAAACGGCCAUUCAUCCUUCGAACCCUUCGAGAAAGGCCAAACGCCUGCCACAACCAUCAACUCAUCUCCUCCAUCCCAUCCCUCGAGCCUUUCUGCAUGGCCCAGUGGCUCGACUACAAGGCCGCGUGGGUCUAGUGUUGGGGCUGCUACAUCGCUUGAACCCCCCGAUCCUCAUGCGAUGGCGGUCGAUCCACGACUUCAACGUCCAAUUGGCCCUGCAAGAACCCCCUCCAACACCUACGCUCCCCAACGGCCGCUCCGCUUCAACCAAAAGACCCCCCGUCGCGACCCGAAUGCGCAAUACCGUGCACAAGAAAAAGCAUAUGUGCAACGAAUCCGUGACCCUCAAGCUUGGUAUUACCACUUUGAUGACGCACCCAGCCCCAUGGGAGAUGCAGAUUUGGAAGAUCCCUCCCCAGGAUCGGAGGUUCCUUUCGACGACGAUGUUCAUGACCCAGAUACCCAGCUCUUUCUGCCAGAUGACAACCUACCCACGGUCGAAGAACUCAGGAAUCCAAAGAACCAGGAGCGCCUGGAAUGGCAUUCUAUGUUAGCUUCUGUUCUGAAAGGAGAUGUGGUGAAACAAGAAAAGCAGCGAUUGCUCGGCUCUGUGGAGUCCAAACGAUCGGCUGCUCUGAAUACUGCACUGUGGAUCGGCGUUAAGGCUAAAACAUGCGGGCGGAGCAUUGCUCUCCAACGAAAGCUCAUUGAAGACGCAAGGGUUCAAUUGGGCCCAGUAAUCGAAGAAAUCAUCAACUUCCAGAUUAAAGGUGAAACGGAAAUCGGCAAGCCACCGAGGCAGCAGGUCGAAGAUGUCGUGAAAAAGGUGGAGCGUUGCGAGGCCCUAUACUCAACGCUAAAAGAGAUGGAGUCGGCCAAUCCUCGCACAGCAUCUGAAGAGUUCUACUCUAGCCGCGAGGCGAUCUUUGCCUGGCACAAUAUUACGGCUCUGAUUAAUACUGAGCUGGCUGUAUUGCAAAGUUGGGUCGGAAACGGCGCUCUGGACUUCAGUGAGCCCAGGGUUAAGUCUGCUCAAAGCGAUCUAUCCGAUGACUCCUCAUUUUUGGAUCGAAUUAUGAAAGAGGAUGGCCUAAAGACUCUUCAAGGUGGUCACAGCAUGCUGCAUGGUAUUGGCGAAGUCAUUCAGAAAGCCAAGAGCACACUGAUUGGAAACGCAGAGGCUUUUGCCAAACGUCAUUUACCGCCAUACAUUGAGGAGCUCCUAACUUUGAUUAACUUCCCUUCACGAUUGAUCCAAGAGAUCAUUCGCGUUCGUCUAUCGUAUGCCAAAAAUAUGAAAGAUCCAGCCCAACAGUCUCCCAUUUUGUUAGAUCAGAUGAUCUCUCAAUUUCAAAUUCUCAUGAGAGUCGCGGUCGAGAUCAAGCAGCGCUAUCUAGCUAUUUCAAGGCCAGAGCCUGGAUGGGAUCUACCGCCCUGCGUUGAUGAGAACUUCGAUUCGGUGAUUCUUGAUGCUAUGAAAUACUACUUUAAGCUGUUGAAUUGGAAACUCAAUGCCAACAAGAACACAUUCAAGGAGGCAGAGAUUCUAGAACAGGAGUGGGGGUACUCCUACGAAAUCGGCCGCCAGCUUGAAAUCGGUGACAUUGAAGUUGCCGAGCAAUUUAGCGCCCUGACUGCCAAGUCUCUUCAACGACUCAUGAUUCACUUUGAACGCGAGUUGGUACCGAGACCCAACGAAAGGGUUGUAGAUAUGGACAAGCGGUACAAGAGUAUCCUAGAUUCAACUCGUAUUCGUCAACGAAAAUUGUAUCGUUUCUCUCGAUUUCUCUGCGAACUAUUCGAAAAUGCUACGGAAUACAACUUGCCAGCUGAUAUCGCCUACGAAUUUUUCGAGGCGCUGCUGGUGUCCGACCACUUCCUCGUCACAUCGCCCACCUCGGUCGGACAGAAAGGCGUCUACUUGAUUGCGCACCAUUCAUUGUGGAAUCGCCCUACCGACAUACAAGCUAUUCUUGCCACUUCGUUCCGGCAAGAUGACAUUCAAGAUACACAUAUUCCAUAUGUACUGGUUAUCCGCCCCGAAAGGCCACUGGGCUGGGCAGGUAAGGAGAUGCAAGUGGAUUUAUUAGAACAGCCCACUGAUGUGCGUCUCGGGAAACUUCGUCUUGUCGUUGAGGGCAUGCAAGACCGCUUACAAAAUGCGAGAAUUGAGCUGACACACCUCACUGGUAUCCAACUGGAUAUGGUAAUUGAGCAACGUGCCAACCUCGGGCGCGUCAACGUAGAAUUGAACAAGAUCAAAAAGAUCUCGUUCAAGUUAUCCAUGGCCAUUAUGGAUAGCGUGGCUGUCAUCAAAAACCAGCUAUUAGAAAAGAGAUGGGAGAACAACGACUUGGUUCAGGCUUGCUACGCAUUCGCAACCGAAUUUGGUCAACGUUCUUCCAACUAUGUCGACGCUAACCGGCGCGCAAUGAACAGUGCCCGGUUGGUGGAGUUGUCCCUUGACUGGGUGUCUUUCAUUUGCGAUCAGUGUGACGCUGCUGAUCGGAAGACGUUCAAGUGGGCAGUCGCUGCCCUCGAGUUUGCCAUGGCAAUCACCUCAAGUAGGCAUCUUCUAUCUAUGGACGAGGAACAGUUCAGUCGCCUACGUUUGAAAGUGGCAGGCUGCAUGUCUCUUCUCAUCUCACAUUUCGAUAUCAUGGGCGCACGUUCAUCUAUGGCUGCCCAGGCUGAGAAGCAGCGUAUGGAGGAACGCGCUGGAGCUCGAAUGGUUGGUGCCGGUCGAAUUUUGAGCGAUGAAGAGGCGUCGCAGAUUGUUCACGAGACACGGUAUGCGCGUGUGACUGAAAUAGAGGACAGGCGAGUAGAGGAGGACGCCAAACGUCAAGCUUUGGGACGCGUGUUGGAGGGCUCAAACGAGGCAGACCGAUCUCUCACUGUUCUCUCUUCAUCGGCUACCCACGUCACUUUGCGCUGGCAACAAGGCCAGUUCAUUGGAGGCGGCACCUUUGGUUCUGUCUACGUUGCUAUCAACUUGGAUAGCAAUUAUCUGAUGGCCGUGAAAGAGAUUCGUCUGCAGGAUCCCAAGUUGAUUCCUAAAAUUGCGCAACAAAUUCGUGAUGAGAUGGGCGUCCUCGAGGUGCUGGACCAUCCCAACAUUGUUUCCUACCAUGGCAUAGAAGUGCACCGUGACAAGGUCUACAUCUUCAUGGAGUACUGCUCCGGUGGUUCACUUGCCAGCUUGUUGGAGCAUGGCCGCGUCGAAGAUGAAAUGGUCAUCAUGGUCUAUGCGCUUCAACUUCUGGAGGGUCUCGCUUAUCUGCACCAAGCAGGCAUCGUUCACCGCGACAUCAAGCCUGAGAACAUCUUGCUAGAUCAUAAUGGAGUCAUCAAAUACGUCGAUUUCGGUGCGGCAAAGAUCAUCGCUAGGUCAGGCCGUACAAUAGCUCCGGCGUAUGACGGUCCUGUGGGCCCUGUACCUAGGAUCAAGGAUCCUCUUCUUGCAAAAGACGACCAGAUUGGUAACCAACGCAAGAACCAAAAGAGUACCACUGGAACUCCCAUGUACAUGUCCCCCGAGGUGAUUCGCGGCGACGACGGCCCCGACCUGAAUCAUCGUCAAGGCGCCGUCGACAUCUGGUCCCUGGGCUGCGUGAUUCUUGAAAUGGCCACUGGCCGUCGCCCGUGGUCUACUCUUGACAACGAAUGGGCUAUCAUGUACAAUAUUGCCCAGGGAAACCAACCUACAUUGCCAAGCCCCGACCAACUUAGCGAUCUGGGAAUCGACUUCUUAAGCCGUUGCUUCGAAUGUGAUCCUCUCCAGCGAUCUACUGCUGCCGAGCUCUUACAACACGAGUGGAUUGUAUCCAUCCGUCAACAGAUAGUUUCUGAGCCUCAGACUCCUGGCAGUGAGAUGAGUUCGUACAGCAGUUCUAGCAACAGUAGCAACAGUCGUCAAGGUUCUACCUACAUGUGA